Molecule: messenger RNA, 1624 nt
Organism: Gossypium raimondii (Peruvian cotton)
Lineage: Eukaryota; Viridiplantae; Streptophyta; Magnoliopsida; Malvales; Malvaceae
Product: RGG repeats nuclear RNA binding protein A
Exons: 7
Coding region: 248-1312 (354 amino acids)
Cellular component (GO): cytoplasm; nucleus
Molecular function (GO): RNA binding
Source: RefSeq, a predicted model, not a curated record
UAUUUCUCUGCCGCAUUGGUUAGGGUUUACUGAGCCACUCUCACAUUACUUUUUGUGUGUUCUCUUUGUCUCCCCAAUUUCUUACCUUCCUAACAUCAACCUUAGAUCUUUUCCUUUUUCCUCAUUAAUUCGCUUCCAUGGCUUCAACCAUAUCUUAGGGGUUCUCUUGAUUGCUGUUUCUUUUUAAGUUAAGAAAAAAAGAAGAAAAAAAGCUGAAGUUUUCAGUGUCAUCUCUUAAACGUUAACAAUGGCAACCAAGAACCCUUUCGAUCUCUUGGAUGAUGAUACUGAAGACCCAAGUUUGCUUAUUGCUGCUGUUGAGCAGCAAAAGCUUGAAAAGCCUAAGAAAGCUCCUGCUUCGACUCCAGCUGCGGCUCAGCCUGCUAAGUCUGCCAAGCUUCCCACCAAGCCACUACCUCCUUCUCAAGCUGUGAGAGAGGCUAAGAAUGAGCUUGGACGCGGAGGUGGCCGUGGUAGUGGAAGAGGCCGUGGCCGUGGAGGCAGUGGGUUCAACCGUGAUUCCAGAGUCAGCGAUAACUCCAAUGGGUAUUCAGGAGGGUACAGACCCUCUGAAGAGGGAGAUGGGAAGCAGUAUGAAAGGCGCGGCGGCUAUGAUGGGCCUCGAGGUUCUUUCCGAGGGGGUCGCCGUGGUGGUUUUAACAAUGGAGAUUCUGGAGAAGGGGAACGCCCUCGCAGGCAGUAUGAUCGCCACAGUGGGACUGGACGUGGGAAUGAAUUCAAGCGUGAUGGUUCUGGACGUGGAAAUUGGGGUAGUUCUACUGAUGAGAUUGCACCGGAGACUGAAGAAAAUGUCACUGAGAAUGAGAAGAAGAGCACUGAGAAGCAGUUUGGAGAGGAAGAUGCUGCUGAUGCCAACAAGGAGAAUGCUGCAAAUGAAGCUGAGGAGAAGGAGCCUGAAAAUAAGGAGAUGACAUUGGAAGAAUAUGAGAAGAUUCUCGAGGAGAAGAGGAAAGCUUUGGAUGCCCUCAAGACUGAAGGAAGGAAAGUUGAUGUCAAAGAGUUCGAGUCCAUGCAACAACUUUCGAACAAGAAGAGCAAUGAUGACAUCUUUAUCAAACUGGGAUCUGAAAAGGACAAGCGCAAGGAUGCUGAUAAAGAAGAAAAAGCCAAAAAGUCUGUGAGCAUCAAUGAGUUCCUGAAGCCAGCUGAAGGGGAGAGGUACUAUGGACCUGGGCGUGGACGAGGCCGUGGCCGUGGUCCCAGAGGUGGAUAUGGAGGCAACACAGCCAGCAAUGUGCAAGCUCCCUCAAUUGCAGAUCCUGGACACUUCCCCUCAUUGGGUGGCAAGUGAUGUCCGCCACCACAAUCUCCGCAAUGGUUUUCACUUGGAAUCCAUUGUGAUUUAUUCUAUAGUCAGGAGUCACCCCACCUCUCCCCCAAAAAACUCUCAAGACAAAUCACCAUUUCCCUUGUUAGAAACCAUGAACGUGUUUUUGAGUGUAAUUUUGCAUGAAUAUCUUUUUUGUUUUCCAUUCUGUUUUUGUUUUGGGUUAAAAAAUUAGAGAAUAUUACAACUGAGAAGUAGUAGCAUCAGUUUUGGUCCUGUCCGAGACAUUGCGUUAAUGUUAUUUCCAUCCUCUUAAAUUUUAAUCUCUAUUAUUGA